Messenger RNA from Neoarius graeffei (lesser salmon catfish), 2566 nucleotides. RefSeq names its product chromatin assembly factor 1, subunit B (gene chaf1b). Gene Ontology annotation, molecular function: protein binding. Gene Ontology annotation, biological process: DNA replication-dependent chromatin assembly; nucleosome assembly. The record is from RefSeq and is a predicted model, not a curated record. Gene Ontology annotation, cellular component: nucleus; CAF-1 complex. The transcript has 14 exons. Bases 124 to 1908 code for a protein of 594 amino acids. NCBI's taxonomy places the organism in Eukaryota, Metazoa, Chordata, Actinopteri, Siluriformes, Ariidae.
AAUAGUAAUGUUCAGUAUAAACCUGCGCGGGAAAAGCAGUGUUUUGGUGGAAGUCAAGCGAGAGAAAUUUUAAUUAUUUUCAUACGGACCUCGUUAUACUUCUGUUUGUCUGUGCGUACCAGGAUGAAGGUGGCAACAUGUGAAAUUGUCUGGCACAACAAGGAGCCAGUAUACAGUCUGGAUUUUCAACAGAAUGCCGAUGGCAAAAUUCACCGUCUGGCCACAGCUGGAGUGGACACCACAGUGCGUAUGUGGCGUGUGGACAGGGGGCCGGAUGGAAAGGCUGUAGUGGAGUUCCUGUCGAAUUUAGCAAGACAUACAAAAGCAGUGAAUGUAGUUCGCUUUUCUCCAACUGCAGAGCUGCUGGCCUCUGGAGGAGAUGAUGCAGCCAUCUUGUUGUGGAAGAUUAAUGAUAGUAAAGAGGUCGAGCAAACCCCAGCUUUCCAGGAGGAUGAGGAUGCUCAGCUGAACAAAGAAAGCUGGAAUGUUGUUAAGACUCUCAGAGGCCACAUUGAGGAUGUGUACGACUUGUCAUGGACAAGCGAUGGGAAUUUCUUGGUUUCUGGCUCUGUGGACAACACUGCCAUCAUGUGGGAUAUACAGAAGGGUCAGAAGAUCUGCAUCUUUAAUGACCAUAAGAGCUAUGUGCAGGGUGUAUCCUGGGACCCACUAGGUCAAUAUAUUAGCACACUUAGCUGUGACAGAGUUAUGCGUGUGUACAGCACGCACACAAAGAAAAAGGCCUACAGUGUCAGUAAAAUGACAUCAGGUUCUGCUGGAGAGGGAGAGGUAAAGAACUUCAGGAUGUUUCAUGAUGACAGUAUGCGAUCCUUCUUCAGACGCCUCACUUUUACACCUGAUGGCUCCUUCCUCCUGGUACCUGCUGGUUGUGUGGAGACGGGAGAGAACGUCACAAACACCACCUACGUCUUCUCUAGGAAGAGCUUCAAGAGACCCAUAGCCCAUCUUCCUUGUCCUGCUAAAGCCACCCUUGCUAUACGGUGCUGCCCUGUGUACUUUGAGCUCAGAACCAAGAAGCUUGAAGAUGAGUCGGUGCAGCCGCUGCCCAACACGUUCCAGCUGCCGUAUCGCUUGGUGUUUGCUGUGGCAUCUGAAGACUCUAUCUUUUUUUACGACACGCAGCAGACAUUGCCAUUUGGUUACGUGUCUAAUAUUCACUACCACACCCUGAGUGACCUUAGCUGGUCUGGUGACGGCUCAUUCCUGGCCGUGUCGUCCACGGAUGGCUAUUGCUCUUUUGUGUCCUUUGACGAGCUGGAGCUUGGCACGCCUCUGAAGGAGCGGCCACAGUUGGAUAUCAUCACCCCACCCACUGCCAGUGAGAAAAAGGGCAAGAGAACAUCGGGUAGCGGACGAACAGCUUCACCCGUGCCCCGCACCAACCCUUCCCCUGUCACGCAGGAGAAAGAGACUUCAUCUGCUACCUCUGAAGAGAAGCGAACGCCACAAGGCCUGAAGGCCAAAUCGCAGCCCAGGCGCAUUACCCUCAAAACACUGGAGGGAUGGAGCAAACCCAGCACCCCAAAGUCUUCUGCCCCCUCCACUCCUCUGCCCCGUCAGGGACUGCUUACUCCCAAAACUACCCCAAGCACACCGCUUGCCCCCAUCAGUGCCAGAAACUCUGCAACACCUAAAGGACCCACCCCUAGGCGAAUUUCUCUGACGUCACUUACCCCCAGAUCUCCAGCUUCCUCUCAGACCGUUAUCACUUCAUCCUCCACUGAGAAAGCUAAACAUGAGAGACCAUCUCCUUCUAAUGAUCCAGUGUGCAAGCCUCCCGGAUCCAAGCGGCCCAAGACCGACGAAGCUUCAGGUCCGAGUGACAGCAGCACUUCUCAAAGCACUGAGCCCUCAGUGGAGUCCAACAGCAAGGCCAUGGAUUCUUGACCAAGAGCUGAACCUUCCCAUGUUUAUAUCAAACUGUGUUCAUGUCUGCAGGAACUUCUUUUAAAAAGUAUCCAGGAGCAUGUGUAUUUGGACACAAUCUCUUGAAAUUAAAACUGAACUGAACCAAGCCCUUACAGUGUAAUUUGACCAUAAGGGAACUGGGUGCAUUUAUAUUUCUGGUUCAUUUUGGCAAGCUCAUUGACUUGUCUAUUUAUACUGUUGAGGGUUUAGCAUUGUGUAUUACUGAUAGUUUUGGAGACAGUUCUUAAUUGUUGUAUUGACAAAUCCGGUCAUCAAGACUAAACUGUUUUAUUACUGAUAGCAAAGUAACAAGUACUUUUUUCUUUUUUUUUUAGUUUUUGGAAAAGACUAGUUUUAAGAAUUCCUGUCUGUUUUCAGAGGCCUAAAGAUGGUUGUUUCCCUGUGGCCAGUUUGUAUUGUCGUCUUUGCAACAACUGCAGCAGCUGCUUCGUCCAUGUGAACAUGCUGAUUCAUCUGUACAGAAAGCGAAACACACUAGAAUUGUGGUGACAAACAAACCAUAGAUAGACUAAAAUGUGGAAGCCUGUUUCAGAACAGAGGCUCCAGACUGAGCUUUUGCUGUAAACAUAAUUUCUAAGGAAUGAAAAGUAAAUAUUCAUUGAUGAGUCAGCUUUAA